Molecule: messenger RNA, 739 nt
Organism: Sesamum indicum (sesame)
Lineage: Eukaryota; Viridiplantae; Streptophyta; Magnoliopsida; Lamiales; Pedaliaceae
Cellular component (GO): chloroplast thylakoid membrane
Source: RefSeq, a predicted model, not a curated record
CCACAACAUCCAAACGCCAUCCCACUACCACAAAAUCUCAGUCAAUCUGUGUCAUCUCAUAUCCAAGAAACCGAACAAAGAAUCAGAGUAAAGAAUCUCUGCAAUGGCAUCCAUUGCAUACGGUCAGGCUGUGUUUUCUCCAAACUCAAUCAAGCGCCCCAUUCCAUCUCUCAGCUCUAAUACCAUUAAUUCGUUCCUGGGUUCAAAACUUCCUUCACAGUGUACAAUCCGGAAAACCAAAGACACAAGGCCCCUGACGGUGGUCGCCGCCGUCGGUGAUGUUUCAGCCGAGGGAACAACCUAUCUGAUAGCGGGAGCCGCCGCGGUGGCCUUGCUGGGAACUGCUUUCCCUGUCCUCUUCUCUCGCAAGGACCUGUGCCCUGAAUGCGACGGAGCAGGAUUCGUGAGGAAAUCAGGGUCUACACUGAGGGCAAAUGCGGCAAGGAAAGAUGAGGUUCAGAUUGUAUGUGCCCGUUGCAAUGGUCUGGGCAAGCUCAACCAAAUUGAUAAAUAAAAUUAUGUACGUGGGGGAAAUUUUUGUCGGGAUUUGGUUGGAUCGAAUCAAUUCAAUUACAAAAUAAAUGUAUUAUUUUUUAUAAAUUGUACAUCAAUCACACUUGUUAUGUAAUUGGUUCAAUUUGAUCGAUCCAAAUCCAGAUAAAAAAGUUUCAUCUAUGUUACCAUGUAUGGUUGAAUAACUUAUCGUGAUUUAUAUAUAUACAUGUAAAGUUUUAAAUUA